UUCCUCCUGUCUGCCAAGGUCAUUCCCACAUACCAUUACCAUAGUUUAAUUACCACUUGUUGACAAAUAACCUUUUUUGUCUUAAGGUAAGGUAACAUUCACUCCAUGGUGUGCUUUUAGUGAGCAGGUUUCACAUUGCAAAGAGUGGGAUGGAGGUGUUCUGGCACAAUUAAUACUUUUAGAGAACUUAUUGACAGGGGUGUCCACGACAACCAUAGUAUCACAGGGCAAGUACAAAAGGAACAGUUGGUGUCAUGACACACAUUUUGUCAUUUGUCGUCCUCCCCAUGGAUGCCCAUACUUAUUGAUAGUUUUCAAAUUCAACUAGAUUAUGUUGAUCCAUUUUUCCAAACAUUUUCUAAGCUCUCCUACCAAAACCAUGUAUUGAAAAUCAAAUCAUUUCUCCUCCUUCCUAAACAGGUUACAAUGAAAGCCAAGCAGAUUAAAGAUUCAGUUACAUGUGCUCCAGGUACUAUUAAAUUCUCAGAGUUGAAAACUUUGGCCCAAAGCUCAAGAUCCAACAAGGCCAAUGUUAACUUACCUGAUCUUAUAAUCACUCAACGGGAAAAAGAGGAAGAGGAGCAGGAGGAAAGAACGAAAUACAGUUAUGAUCCAGAAAUGAUAAAUAAGAUCACAACAGAUGAACAAGAGACUGGGUUAAAUGAAGCCAGACAUCGCAAGCGGAAAACAAUGCCAAAGGCUGCUGAAACAAUAGUCCCAGGGACAAAAGAGACAACGGAGGACAAGUGUAGAGGGAAGCGCCAGAAGGACUUUGACACUGCAGAACAAGAGGAAUAUAGUGAUGAUGAGGCCAGAAGAAAAGAGAGGUGUCGCAGUUCAGAUGACUUGUGGACUCAGAAUCAACAGAAGCUUCUAGAGCUGGCUUUACAACAGUAUCCAAAGGGAACGCUGGAACGUUGGGAUAAGAUUGCCAAAUGUGUUCCGGGAAAAAGCAAGGAAGAAUGUAUGACUAGAUACAAGCUGUUGGUUGAACUUAUACAAAAGAAAAAAAUGGCAAAAAGCUGAAUAUUUUGAAGAAUGUUACUCAUCAAAAUGAAAUACGUUAAACAUCAUAUGCAGUGACUUGUAUUUUUGUACCUCAGUAUUUCAGUAUGUCAUGUGCCUUAGUAAAAAUCUGUAAAUUUUACACCUUCAAUUUGAAAUAUGUGUUAAUAGAAUCAAUGUAUUUUUGUACAGGAGAUUUUUCUUGACAGUGUGAUAAUUGGUAUUAUAAGAAAUUAUGUUACUUGGAAUACAUAUUGGAAUAACUGGGCGAUAUCUUUUAAUAUAAAGUCAUGUUGAAGGAUGGGAAACAUGGUGUCCUCUAAGUAUUUUGCCUUUCAGUUUUCAUUAAUAACAUUCAGGCCCUAAGGAUAUUGCAUUUUCUGUUUUAUUAUCAUGCAACAUUGGCACUACAUUCAGCCUAUUCCAGUGGAUCAUGCAGAGGUAGGGACAUGCACAAUUUUGUCAAUUCUGAAAUAGAACACUCCACAGAACUUCAGACAGCUCCAUUCUCAGAUCAACAAAUUUGGCAUAUCCCAAUGUAGGAACUACUGUUGCUAUGGAGAUUUAUGGAGAAUCAGCCAAUGGGAACUGAAUUCCUCAUUUUGUUCUAUUUGCCUGCAUUUCACCAUGGAUCCUGAUAAUACUUAUCUUCAGACUUCCUGUUCAAUAGAGCAAAUUCUAAUAUAUUUAUUGCCUUACAUUAUAAUACUUGGUCCUCCAGUUAAUACUGGACUGCAGUCACUUCCCCAUAAAUGACCUUGCUGCCUCAAACUUAUGGGAACUGGAAGUCAGUUUACGAGCAUCCCCUUAGGAGAAAAUUAUUUUAAUUAUAAAAAAUACAACGGGUGUUUUUUAUAGUUAAAAUGUAUAGGUAAGUCCUAAUCAGCAAAUGCAUCAAAAGUGGGAAUAUUUUUUCUAUGGGGCUAUAUUAACUCAAGAUGUAAUUCAUUAGAUGUCAGACUUUCAGGCACUCCUACACUCUAUAUGUGGAUGCGGCCACAGCUCAAAAAUAUAUAUUCCAGUUAUGGAGUAUGAAUGAGAGAAAACAUUUGAAUUUGUAGACCAGGCUCUGUUUGCUGACAGUUGGUGCUCCUGAUGAAGGCAAGCCUUCAUUUCAAGCAGGGAAAAUUCCAGUAUACCAGAAUUCUCGUUUUUCAGCCUUGGGGGGAACAGUGGACUUAUAUAAGGGACGAAACUGUUGCUUUCAACUUGAAAUGUUUACCCAUUUCAUACCUUCUCAUGCUGGGGUGGGCUGGAGGUGUCAAUCUGACUUUAAAAAAAAGGUGCUAAAAUAUGUAAUGUUGCUCAAGGUUUAAGAAAUCAAUUUUACCCCUAUUUUCUUUGUGGUGAGAGGGGGUGGGGGGUUGCUGCCAUGCGCAGCACAUUUUCUCUUCCAGCUAGGGUAAAGUAUGUGCAAGUUCUUCCUUUCAGGUGAAAGGAUAUCAAAUACUGUGAAAUGACCCUUUUCUCAAGAAAGAUGACUCACGUCAAGGCACCUUUUGCUGCUGUAGGAACUGGACUUUCCAUUCCAGCUUUAUAUUUUAUAGGCAUUUGUUAGCUAUAAAUUAUUCUAUAAAUUAGAAUAAACCUGUUUAAAUUCCACUUAAAACAUUACAAUUUGAGCAUCUAUCAGUAUGCAUUAAGAGUAUGUUUGUAAUGGGACUUAGGUUUCAUACAUAUGAAUAUAACUGAACACAAUGACUAAUACAUUCCCUUGAUGAAGUCUGUAUCUUUCAUGGCAAUUUACAACCAUAAACAAUAUUAAAAUUUAUUAACCAAAGCUUUGUACAUAUCUUUAUAUAAAUUGGCAAUUUUACAUCUAGGCAAAACAACAUUUUAUACAAAUUGUUACAGAAUAUUAAACAAGUGGUUUAAAUAAAUUAAACCACACUGAUUUACUUUAGUAAAUUUAUCUACAAAAGUGAUUUGUGACUUUAAAAAUUGCCAUUAAUAUAUAAAAAUAAAUUAUUUUUUACCUUUCAAUUAAAUCUACCAGUUAGAAAUUUUACAAAUCAAAAUAUCCACAUUUUAUGAAUUCUUCACAAUACAAAACAGUCACAAAAACUUAUUUACAGAAAUGAGGUAAGAACUGUGCAAUGUUUAACCGAACAAUAUUGCAGAAACAAUAGGUUCUUCCAAUUAAGUACACAGUGAAGGUCUAAGUAUACUUGAGUAUUUUCCACUAAUAACUCACACAAACUCAAAUUAGUGGCUAGCAACUCUCAAAACUAUCUCCUGCUUUACUGCAUAGUCAUAUCAUGAAAUUAACUCUUCAAAGUGAAAUACGUCUUUUUCACCCGUUAACAUUUUAUAGGAAUGGAAAACCUCUCCCCCCUCCCUUUUUUUUUUUUUUU
This is a messenger RNA of Python bivittatus (Burmese python), 3359 nucleotides long. NCBI's taxonomy places the organism in Eukaryota, Metazoa, Chordata, Lepidosauria, Squamata, Pythonidae. The record is from RefSeq and is a predicted model, not a curated record.